Humulus lupulus (European hop) is the source of this 2353-nucleotide messenger RNA. RefSeq names its product serine/threonine protein phosphatase 2A 57 kDa regulatory subunit B' theta isoform-like. Gene Ontology annotation, cellular component: protein phosphatase type 2A complex. Gene Ontology annotation, molecular function: protein phosphatase regulator activity. The coding region runs from base 472 to 2046 and encodes 524 amino acids. NCBI's taxonomy places the organism in Eukaryota, Viridiplantae, Streptophyta, Magnoliopsida, Rosales, Cannabaceae. The transcript has 4 exons. The record is from RefSeq and is a predicted model, not a curated record. Gene Ontology annotation, biological process: signal transduction.
GAAAGAAGAGGGCAUAUAUGAAAAGAAAUUAUUAAUUUUGGGGUUACAAAUUCACAAAAAAAUAUAAAUUACAAUACACAAUCAUCAACAACAGCUACGGUUUGCUGUUCUUCAACACCCACCUUUUCUUUCUUUCUUUUUUAUUUUUGUUUUAUUUAUUUAUUUUUCUUCAUUCUUCAUCUUUUUGGCUACUUGGGUCGAUUCAAUCUCUCUCUUUCCCGUAGAAGAAGGAGCCAAGAUUGUAUUUUUAUAUUUCCCAUCUUGGGUUGCGACAUUUGUUUUUCUUCUGGUAAAGGUGACUGGGAAGAAGAUAAGAGAUUUGAAGGGUGGUGAUUCUUAAGUAAUCUUAAGCUGGUUUGAGCUUUGCAUUUAAUGCUUCUAGAUUUUCCUCCAUUAUUUAUGCUUUGAAAGAGUUUGAUAAGAGCUGGAUUAUUAACACAAGAAGGAGCUUUUGCUUUGCCGUUUUCAGUUAUGAUCAAACAAUUUCUUAACAAACUUCCAAAGAAGCCUUCUAAGUCUUCUGAAAAUCGUGAAGGAGGUGGAACUUCUACCUCUUCUUCAAAUGCUAACAACAGUUCAAGAAGUGGUGAGUUAGCGAGCAAUAGACAUGGGAACCUGGGUAACGCACCUCUAUCAGGCCCUAAUUCUGCUCCAAAUUAUGGAGCCAGUUUUGGGAAUAGGCUUAACCAGGCUGUGAAUUCAAGGCUAAAUGGAAAUUCACUGGCUUCUUCAUACGAGGCAUUGCCUAGUUUUAGAGAUGUUCCGAAUUCGGAGAAGCAGAAUUUAUUCAUAAAAAAGCUGAACAUGUGUUGUGUUGUAUUUGACUUCACUGACCCAACAAAGCACCUGAAAGAAAAGGACAUUAAGCGACAGACAUUGGUAGAACUUGUGGAUUAUGUUGCAUCUGCUAAUGGAAAAUUCUCAGAAACUGUCUUGCAAGAGAUUGUAAAAAUGGUGUCUGCGAAUUUGUUCAGAGUACUUACAUCUCCUCCUCGUGAAAACAAAGUCUUAGAAGCCUUUGAUGUAGAGGAUGAGGAGCCCUCAAUGGACCCGGCAUGGCCACACCUGCAAGUUGUGUAUGAAUUCUUUCUAAGGUUCGUGGCAUCAGCUGAGACAGAUGCAAAAUUGGCUAAGAGGUACAUUGACCACUCCUUUGUUCUCAGGUUGUUAGACCUUUUUGAUUCAGAAGAUCCCAGGGAGAGGGAUUACUUGAAAACAGUUCUUCACCGUAUUUAUGGAAAAUUCAUGGUGCACCGGCCAUUCAUCAGGAAAUCAAUCAAUAAUAUCUUCUAUCGUUUUAUUUUUGAGACUGAGAAGCAUAAUGGGAUUGCUGAAUUAUUGGAGAUUUUGGGAAGUAUCAUUAAUGGAUUUGCUCUGCCAUUGAAAGAAGAACAUAAGCUUUUUCUUGUUCGAGCUCUUAUUCCACUUCAUAAGCCAAAAUGUAUACCCAUGUACCACCAGCAGUUAUCUUAUUGUAUCACACAAUUCGUGGAGAAAGAUUGCAAACUUGCUGAUACAAUUAUUCGGGGUUUGCUAAAAUAUUGGCCUGUAACAAAUAGUUCUAAGGAGGUCAUGUUCUUAGGUGAGCUGGAGGAAGUCUUAGAAGCAACUCAGCCUGCCGAAUUCCAGCGCUGUAUGGUACCCUUGUUUCGCCAGAUUGCUCGUUGCUUGAGCAGUUCACACUUUCAGGUGGCAGAGAGGGCUUUGUUUUUAUGGAACAAUGAUCACAUUGAGAACCUAAUUAAACAGAACCGCAGAGUCAUACUGCCAAUUAUAUUCCCUGCAUUAGAGAGAAAUACAAGAAACCAUUGGAACCAAGCUGUACAGAGCCUCACACUAAAUGUCCGGAAGAUAUUUUCUGAUGUGGACCCAGAACUUUUUCAGGAGUGCUUGCUCAAGUUUCAGGAAGAUGAAGUGCAACAGAAGGACGUCAGUUCAAAACGUGAGUCUACAUGGAAACGCUUAGAAGAGAUUGCAGCAAAGAAAGCCACUAGUAACGAACCGGUUCUUGUUUCCUUCAAAAUAGCUCGCGCACCUUCUAGCUAGCUAGUUGAAGAUGGCCAUCUAACAGCGGUUUCAGUAUGCCAAUGGUAUUCAAGUCAUGGUUUGAAGGAUGCCACUGUUCGGGCACUCGCAGCCCCAUUUUGAUCAUGUACUAGAGAUUGUAUAUAUAUUUGAUUGGUUGGAAUAGAACAAAUGGGUGUUGCACAGGCGUCCAAUCAGAGAUAUGGUUAGUGUAAUUGAUCCGUUUGCCAUCCAUGUUUCUAAAGGUAACAGAUAAGAAUCGACUUUUGACAUGAUGGUGGUUACAAUUUGAAUUUGGUUUAAUGGAAGUAUGCUCAAUCUUGAUUUA